Molecule: messenger RNA, 1759 nt
Organism: Stereum hirsutum FP-91666 SS1
Lineage: Eukaryota; Fungi; Basidiomycota; Agaricomycetes; Russulales; Stereaceae
Product: cytochrome P450
Exons: 13
Coding region: 60-1601 (513 amino acids)
Molecular function (GO): monooxygenase activity; oxidoreductase activity, acting on paired donors, with incorporation or reduction of molecular oxygen; heme binding
Source: RefSeq, a predicted model, not a curated record
UAAACUCACCAUCUCCCACUGCCGUCUACCCUUUGUCUGUCCCGCACGUCGCACAAGCCAUGACCUUAGGGUUCAUAGAUGCAGGAGUGUGCCUUCUGGCCCUCAUCGGCCUGCUGAGCGUCUAUUACAAGCGUCGUCCUACCCAUCGAUAUCCUCCAGGGCCAAAGCCUUAUCCUUUCAUCGGCAACGUUCUCGAUAUUCCCGAUCAACACCCUUAUCUCCAGUAUGCGCAAUGGGCUCGCGAGUACGACUCUCCGAUAAUCAAGCUACAGGUCUUGGGGACCCCAAUGUAUGUUAUUAACGAUUUAGAAACUGCAGAGGAUCUUUUCGAGAAGCGGGCCAGUAUCUAUUCGAGCAGGCCACGUAUGCCUAUGCUCAACGAAGCUAUUGGAUAUGACUGGAACUUCGCCUUUUGCGAGGACAUGAAUCGAUGGAAACUCAGUCGUCGCGAGUUCGAGUUGCAAUUCCGUCCAGCUAUCACCCGGGAGUACAGGCCUCAGAUUCUCACUGCCGUCCACGACCUACUUCGAAGGCUUGUCGUCACACCUGACAAUUUUACCAAACAUAUUCGCCUGAUGGUGGGUGCCUUAAUUAUGGACAUCGGGUAUGGGAUCAAGGUCAAAUCCGCAGACGACAAAUAUAUCGAAAUUGCAGAGAAGGCGCAAGAAGGGAUGGAUCCCGCCACAGACAAAAACAUCGUGGAUAUCUUUCCUUGGAUCCAACAUGUGCCAAGCUGGGUACCAGGCAUGGGAUGGAAGAAACAGAUAGAUGCCUACAAGACGAUGGUGCUUGCAAUGUGUGACGUCCCGUACCAGCACGUCCUACAGCAACUGAAACUGGGUUCAGCCACAUCCUCUCUGACCACCAAACUCAUCGAUCGAUUUGAGGAGAGAAGUGGCAUGGACAGCGACACGAAGGAAUACUAUGUGAAGAGCCUUUCUGCGACGUUAUAUAAUGCCGGUACACAUACUACCAGCACCGCCCUUGAUUUCCUCUUUUUCGUUCUACUGGUUUUCCCUGACAUCCUGGAAAAGUCACAGGAAGAAAUCGACAGAGCAGUAGGCACCGAUCGACUCCCUGAUUUCACAGACGAACAGAAGCUGCCAUAUACAAGUGCGGUCAUCAAAGAGAUCCUCCGAUGGGGCGCUUUCGUACCUACAGGUAUAAUUCGCACGAACGCGGCGGAUGACAUCUACAAAGGCUACUUCAUACCGAAGGGAUCUCUUCUCGUGCCUAACGCCUGGGCGAUGCUACACGAUCCGCGUACCUAUGCAGAGCCCGAGAAGUUCAGACCAGAACGAUUCCUCACAGCUGAUGGUAAACUCGACGACACAGUGCCCGAUCCAGAUGCGAUAUUUGGUUUUGCUCGGAGAAUGUGCCCCGGCCGUUUUCUGGCGUUUGACACCAUGUUCAUAGGCGCUGCCUGCAUCAUCGCAGCAUUCAAUAUCGGAAGGGAACUUGGCCCGGACGGUGAGGAGGUUACUCCUCCGCUCGUAUUUACCUCUGGACUAGUCAGGCAUCCUAAGUCUUUCAGAUGCACAAUCACGCCUCGUUCUGAGAAAACUCUUGCGCUGAUUCACGCCACUUCGGCCAGUGAAUGAGUAUAGCAUGUGAGGGUUCUCUACCAAACUUCUUUCAUCGCUGCGAGUAAAUGAAGCCCAUAAUUGUCUUCCAUCCCAUCCGUUCGUUGAAAUACUUAUGAGCAUGCUGCUCGACGCCCCAUGUCGCUAGCUUCUCGUGGCAGAAUACUUGCGGUAUG